This is a messenger RNA of Aspergillus caelatus, 1470 nucleotides long. Its product is annotated as putative MFS sugar transporter. Lineage: Eukaryota; Fungi; Ascomycota; Eurotiomycetes; Eurotiales; Aspergillaceae. Gene Ontology annotation, cellular component: membrane. Bases 1 to 1470 code for a protein of 489 amino acids. Gene Ontology annotation, biological process: carbohydrate transport; transmembrane transport. The record is from RefSeq and is a predicted model, not a curated record. The transcript has 7 exons. Gene Ontology annotation, molecular function: carbohydrate:proton symporter activity.
AUGGAAUUGUUGACCCUCGCAGGAUACGAUCAAGGUGUUUUCUCCGGAAUUGUUGAGAACGAAGACUUCCUCGACACCAUGGGUAACCCAGGAGACAGCUUGAUGGGGAUCAUUGUUUCCAUAUACAACUUAGGAUGCUUUACUGGUUGCAUUGUGAACUUCCUAGUAGGCGAUUGGCUUGGACGGAGGAAAGCAAUGUGGCUUGCGAUGGUUUGGGUGAUUAUCGGUGCCACCUUGCAAACAUCUGCCUUCUCCGUUCCGCACUUGAUGGUUGGUCGCUUCGUGACGGGUAUCGGCACUGGGAUUGAGACCUCUACUGUGCCAAUGUAUCAAGCAGAGCUCUGCGAGGCAUCCAAGCGUGGUAAACUCGUCUGCAGCGAGCCUCUACUAGUGGGUGUGGGUAUUGUCAUCAGUUACUUUUUCGACUAUGGAAUGAGCUUUGUCGGAGGGCAAAUUGCUUGGAGAUUACCGAUCGCGUGUCAGAUGAUUUUUGGAUUUGUCGUCAUUAUACUCGUUUUCGGCCUCCCCGAGUCUCCGAGGUAUUGCUACAAGGAAGGACGUGAUGACGAAGCGUUGCAGAUUCUGAGUGAUGUGUACGGUCGACCAAAAGACGACGCGAAGAUUCUCGCCGAGCAGGCCGAGAUCCUCGAGGCUCUUGCUAUUGAGACCAAACAUGGAGAGUACAAGUGGAGUCUCCUCGGCUAUGGAAUGCAAUUCAUGAACCAGCUCGGUGGUAUCAACCUUCUAGUAUACUUCAUCCCGACGGUCCUUAACACCAAUGUUGGCCUUAGCAAGAACCUCUCAAUGAUUGUCGGAGGGUGCGCUCAGGUCAUGUUUGUCGUUGGUAGCUUCUUCCCUACCUUCUUCGUCGAUAGAGUAGGCCGCAGAACGCCCAUGAUGUGGGGAUCCUUCGGCCUCGGGAUCUGCAUGAUGAUGGUUUCAAUCCUUCUUAGCUUCAAGGGCAAGGAAAAUGAUCACGCUACCUCAUCGGCAUCGGUUGCCUUCUUCUUCCUCUUCAUGCUUAUCUUCGGAGCAUCAGUCAACUGCAUUCCAUGGGUCUAUGUACCGGAGAUCUUGCCACUGCAUGCUAGAGCUAAGGGAACGGCGGUGGGAAUUUCUUCAAAUUGGAUCUGGAAUUUCUUCGUCGUCAUGAUCACACCCGUGAUUAUAAACCGUCUCCAGUGGAAGGCAUAUCUGAUUUUCAUGUGCACCAACUUUGCAUUUGUGCCCCUUGUUUACUUCUGCUACCCCGAAACGGCCAAGCUGAGUCUCGAAGAGAUUGAUUACCUUUUCACACAACCGGACAAGAGCGCCGUGAAACUUUCUUUGGAGCUCCAGAAGGAGCGGAAGAUGCAUGGGCAUGGCGCCAGUCUUGUCGCGGAUACUGGGGUCCUGAGACGUACAAGCGUGGUGGCCGAUGAGGGCUUAGAGAAACAUCACGGUGUUGAUGAACACGUUGAAAAGGUUUAA